AUGAUGAGUUUGGUGUUGUCCCCAAGCGAAAACUCAAUCGCCCAGCGAGUUUGGAAAUCGCUAAAUCUAUACGUAUCCAUUCCCACCAACCACAAAAACCCCCAAAUCACCCUCAGCUACGAACAAAUGCAAAAGCUUGGCCAUCGGGUACUUAGUAACUGCCAGUCCAACAACGACCAACUCGGGCUUGUGAACCAUUACUUCACCCAUUUGAUUCACAUUCUUACGAUAGUAAUCAAUAACUUACACGAUCCUCAACCGCUGGACUCACAGCUAGUGGCCCGAUUUGCUAAAAUCAACGCCCGAAUCUACGACUUGGACUUGGUCGGGUUCUGUGAGGCGCUUAUCGUGAGCCUUCAUGAACUAGUACCGGUGCUGGUACUGGAAGAAAUUGUGAUGUUGAAAUUCUUGAACCAGCUUCUCACAUAUAUCAACGAGUGCAGCGCUGACCCGGUGCUAGAGUUGGACGACCCGCGGUUGAGUUACAGCGACUCCAACCUCUCGCUGACGUUUUCAUUGGCCCACGAUAUCGACGACGACCAAAUGGACCACAUCAAUGACGUUACCAUUUUGCCCAAUAAAGGCACCACCAGUAAUACCAUUGACAUCGACCUGGUGGAGAAUCUUGACGACCAUGAUAAUGUCACAUCAUCGAUGACUCUGGACAGUACAUCAGACGAGGAUGAAUCCUACGAUUAUCUCAAUUCAUUUUCAUCCAGUGCUACCAAUCUGGAAUCGAAACCACAACGACUCAGUCUACAAAAACUGAGAAAACGCUUGUCAUCCCUCAACUUAUCAAAACCAUCGAGGAGGAGCAGUAUGUCCACCUUGCGGACGGUAUCCACGACGGCCUCCACUGGCACCACCAACAAACAGGACUGUAUAAUUACUUAA
Messenger RNA from Yamadazyma tenuis ATCC 10573, 894 nucleotides. RefSeq lists its product as uncharacterized. Lineage: Eukaryota; Fungi; Ascomycota; Pichiomycetes; Serinales; Debaryomycetaceae. The record is from RefSeq and is a predicted model, not a curated record.